Messenger RNA from Anolis carolinensis (green anole), 2174 nucleotides. It is a transcript of the gene gpc3, whose product is annotated as glypican 3. NCBI's taxonomy places the organism in Eukaryota, Metazoa, Chordata, Lepidosauria, Squamata, Anolidae. The record is from RefSeq and is a predicted model, not a curated record. Gene Ontology annotation, cellular component: cell surface; plasma membrane; extracellular region. The coding region runs from base 112 to 1863 and encodes 583 amino acids. Gene Ontology annotation, biological process: regulation of protein localization to membrane; cell migration; positive regulation of canonical Wnt signaling pathway. The transcript has 8 exons.
GAUGCCGCGCGCUUUGGCAGCGGCAGGCGCGUCCCUUCCCGCUCCGGCUCCAGCUGCUGCCGGGGCUUUUCCUCGGGAUGCCUCGGAGGUUCGCUCCGCCUUAGGGCCGCCAUGAGCGGCGGAGGGGUCCGGCCAAGAGUCCUUGGCUGCCUCCGGGCCGCUGCCCUUCUCCUCCUCUUUCUCCUCGGCGCCGGAGCCCAGCCGCCCUCCGCUUGCCUCCGGGUCCGCGCCGCCUUCCGGGCCCUCCACCCCGGGGCCAAAGGCGGCCUCGAAGCCCCCUCCCCAGGGACGGAUUUGCAAGUAUGCCUCCCGAAAGGUCCGACUUGCUGCUCGAGGAAAAUGGAGGAGAAAUACCAAGCCUUGGCUCGCUCCAACAUGGAGCAACUUCUGCAGUCGGCCAGCAUGGAACUGAAGUUCCUCAUCAUGCAGAACGCUGCCGUCUUCCAAGAAGCCUUUGAGGUCGUCGUCCGUCAUGCACGGAACUUCACCAACCUCAUGUUCAGGAACUACUACCGUGGCAUCGCUACGUAUGCGUCCCCUUUUGUGGGGGAUUUAUUCACCGACAUCUCGCUCUAUAUCCUGGGCUCGGACCUCAGCGUCAACGACAUGGUCAAUGAGUUCUUUGACGGCUUGUUCCCCUUGGUCUACUCCCGCUUGGUCAACCCGGGCCUCCCCGAACCGUCGGCCGAAAUGGCGGAGUGCCUGCGCUUAGCCCGUCGAGACGUGGAAGCCUUUGGCGACGUCCCCAAAGCCAUGAUGACCCGUGUGUCCCGCUCCCUCCGGGUGACCCGGGUCUUCCUCCAGGCCCUCAACCUCGGCAUCGAAGUGGUCAACACCACUGACCACUUGCGGCUCAGCAAAGACUGCGGCCGGGCGCUUUUGAAGAUGUGGUACUGCCCGCACUGCCAGGACCUCCUGACGGCCAAGCCAUGCGCCGGGUUCUGUGGCCUGGUCUUGCGGGGCUGCCUGGCCAGUGUGGCCGAAGUGGACGGGCACUGGAGGGAGUAUCUCCACGCCUUGGAAGGCCUGACCAAAAGCAUGCGCGGCACCUACGACGUGGAGCAUGUCCUCCUCCACCUCUUCUCCUCCAUCCGGGACGCCAUCACUCACAUGCAGAAGAAUGCGGGGAAGAUGGCAGCCGCGGUCAGCAAAUUAUGUGGCCAUUCCCAGCAGAGGCAGCAGCGCUCCGCUUCGGAACCUGAAGACAGCGUUGCUGACAAACCGAUCGUGAAGGCAAACCCUAUAGACCAGGCGGAAACCUUGUCCAGUCGGAGAAAGGAACUCAUCACAAAGCUGAGAGCCCACAGCAGUUUCUAUAGCAGCCUUCCGGAGUAUAUCUGCAGCCAUAGUUCCACCAUCCAGAACAAUACCGUAUGCUGGAAUGGUCAAGAAUUGGUCGAAAGAUACAGUCGCCAGGCCACCAAGAGCGGCAUUCGAGGCCAAGGAGGCAACCCUGAGGCCAAGGCGAAAGGCCCCGAGCCCAUGAUCAGCCAGAUCAUUGAUAAGCUGAAACAUAUCAAUCAGCUCUUGAAAGGAAUAUCUGUCCCGCACCGGAGGGAUUCUGCCAAAAUGGAAAGGGACGACCAUCUCGGCAGCGGAGAUUGCGACGACGAGGACGACGACUGCGGCGGUGGCGGAGACGUUUCUGGAAACGGCGAAUUGCGAGUGAAGAACCAGUUGCGGUUUCUGUCAGAACUGGCCUAUGACUUGGACGCGGAGGACAUCCCUUCCAACAAGCAGCGUUUAAACCAGCAGAGCAAAGAGGCUUCGGCGGGUCACGAUUUGGGCUCCGGCGGCACAAGGCCGGCCAUGGACUUUAUGGCCGCUGCCAUAAUCACGCUGUCUUUUCUGCUGACCAAAUGACCGACGGCUCUCGUUCCUUGGACGUCCAGCUGGAAAUGACCAAGAUUUGGUUCCUUCCCCUCUUUCUUCUUUUUUACAAACUCUUCUUUCUCGGGAGGCAUGUGGAAUGAAUCGAAUCGCUCCCGAAAGUUACGGUUUUUCACAACGAGGGGAAGGGAGGGUCCAGGGCUUGUUUUGAACCAAACUAGGUGCAACCCUUUUAAUUUGGGGGGGGGGGGGGGAUAUUUCGUUGAAAGAUUUGAAAAAUUUGAAUUUGAUUUGACCCGGAUGGGAGAAAGAUACAUUGGAAUAAAAGUCAUGGUUCAAAUCGA